Messenger RNA from Bemisia tabaci, 3991 nucleotides. RefSeq lists its product as uncharacterized. Gene Ontology annotation, molecular function: protein binding. Gene Ontology annotation, cellular component: plasma membrane. Lineage: Eukaryota; Metazoa; Arthropoda; Insecta; Hemiptera; Aleyrodidae. The record is from RefSeq and is a predicted model, not a curated record.
GGGAACUCGUCCCUGGUUUUGUAUAUUUUUGGUUCUUUCGUUCUUCUCGUUCUCGUUAGGAUCUUCUUAAUUUUCUGGCUUAUUGUGGUUGUACAUCAUCGAUUUCGUUUUUCAUUCUGAUUCAAACUCUGUGUGCAUAGCUUCAGUCAUAAGCAACCUGCCACAAACUGCAUAGUCUGGAGGGAAAACUAUGCCAAAAAAGUCAGAAUGUGCUUUGUUGUUGGACAAGCCCCAUCAUGUAUACUUCUUUUGUUGUGUUGCUUCAUUGCUAGUAUUUUUGCCUUAAAUAACUCAGAGCCUUGCCUUUCAAACUGCCAGUGUUUGCCUAAUAUUUUAGAAUGCAAGGAUGUAGAUUUUAGUAAAAUCAACAUUCCGCAGGAUGUCAGAGUCCUAAAAUUAAUGAGAAUCCUGAUUCUUGAGCUAACAAAUAAAAGUCUUGGAAGUACAACGAAGUUAAAAGAAGUGGUACUCAAUGAAAAUGGAAUCACCCAUAUUGAUUUUAAUUUUUUUGAGAAUCACCAUCAGGUUGAAAUUUUGAAUGUGGCGGGCAACCAAAUUAAGGCUCUUGAUAGUGAAUUAUUUAGACCUUUGACGUUCUUGAAAACAGUGGUUUUCAAAUCAAACCACAUUAAAAAACUCCAUGAAAAUUUGUUUUACAAAGUUGAAGCCCUAGAAAUGAUAGAUUUUAGUGAUAAUCGAAUUGUGACACCGAUCACACGAUGCAUGCUCCGAGACCUCAAAGAACUGCGAUAUUUAGAUUUAUCCAGAAAUGAGAUUCCAUCCAUAGACUCAGAUGCCCUAGAAAAGAAUGAGCUCUUGCAGUAUGUGAAUAUAAGUCAUAAUAAAUUGGAAGAUGUCAAAACUCUCUUUGAAGAUCUGACAAUGCUUACAGAAUUAGAUUUAAGCUCCAAUCAAAUUAAAAUACUGGACAAAGAUGUUUUUGAAGACUGCUCAAGCUUGAGGAGACUGCUUCUAAAUAAUAACCGGAUUGAAUACCUGCCCUUGCUGGUCUUCCAGUAUUUAGAGAACCUAACGGAACUGAAGCUAAGUAAUAAUCCUUUGAAACAUCUUCCAACCGAUAUUUUCCAUCAGAACAAACGCAUUCAAUAUCUCAACAUUGACAAUAUAAAUAUUGUCCAUCUUCAAUAUGAAUUAUUCCAUGAUCUAAAAGAAAUGAAAAGCAUUGACAUCAGCAAUAACACAAUCUUGCAAAGCAUCGAUGAUGGUAUAUUUAUCAACAAACCUGAGUUACAUACAGUGAACCUUGCCUCUACAAAUAUUAGCAGGAUUCCUGUCUCUAUCUUGAGUUUAGACAACUUGAAAAAUUUAAAACUUGAAAACUUAAGGAUCAAAUGUGACUGCCGCUCUACAUGGCUGAUCAAGUUUUGGGAGAAGUUUAGCAAGGUCAAUCUGCAGUACACAAAUUUUCAAUGUAAAGAGGCUCUUCAAAUUAAUGUUGUAGAAUUUCUGAGCACGCUACGGUGCGAUGAGCCACAAAUUAUAUAUAACUCACCAUUAACAUAUUAUAUGCUGCUCUCUGGAGCCAUGCUAGACUGCUUGGCAGUUGGCCACCCAGAACCAACGAUUACUUGGUUCACGCCCAAUGGAAUUACAUUCCAUGAUCCAUUGUUCAAUGAAACAAAUCAUCCCAAAGUCCAUGACAACCAGCGUAUCGCAAUUGAAACAGACACCAUGAAUGUGAUGGCUAACGGAUCAUUGCACAUUAAAAAAGUACUGCGUGAGGAUGUUGGCAAUUACACGUGUUUUGUUCUGAAUAAAAACGGCAAUAUAUCAGCUGUGACAACCAUUCGUCUGGACCCAGACACAUUCAACAAGCGUCAAUUCAUGAGCUUUGCUGUUGGAAUUUUUUGUGCUGUGAUAUUCCUCACUGGAACUGUUGUCGUCCAUGCAAUUAUUUUUGUGUGCAAAAAGAUAUGCGGCAAGAGCAAAGAGGAGUCUCAGAAAACUGAUAUUCAUCAAAUGAUAGAGGCUGCCGAGCAGUACCGCUCUCAGCAACUUGAGAAAUUAAGGGAAAACUAUAUGGCCCAGAUCAAAAAGAUAGAAGAGGACUGCGCUCAACAGACAAAAUGGAUCUGGGAGAGCUAUCAUGGCCAAGUGAAGGAUUCAAAAGACACAAAAGAUUAUGGAGCUGGUCACAUUCCAUCCAUCAAAGAACAGUAUAAUGACCAAGUGCGCAAGGUACGUGAUUACACAACUUCUCAGUUAAGUAAAGUGCGCGAAAACUAUGUCUUCCAGCGGGACAAGAUCCGGAAAUUCAGCGCCCACCAAGUGCUAAGGUUCAGGGAGAACUGUAAGUACCAACAGCAAGCUCUGAACAAAGUCUUGGAAAACUUCAAUAUUGAUAACUGCAAGAACGGUUGCGGCCAGUCAACGUCUGAGAUCAACUUCAGCAGUGACCGAGACGUCGGAGAAAUUGUAGCUUCAAGUAAAUGCCAUACUUUGGAGGGUAGUCACCCAAUAGAUGAACUUCUGAGUUCAUGUAAUGAGGGUGAUGCAAAAUUGGGUGAAACCAAGUGCCCGAUUUUAAAGUGUCGUGAGUCUGGUAGCUGUUUUUCAAUUUAUUACACACCAACCAACACAACCAAUAGUCCACUUACUCCACGUGUCCUCAACCGGAGGGAUGACACACAACCUUGUCACUCUGAUGAUGACAAACUUUUACCUCUACUAGCUCAAGCUGAUGAUAAUCUUCCAAUUCAAUUAGAAUUAAAGUCUAGGCACAAUUCAAUUGUGUCCAUCCACUAUUUAGGUACUUCAUCUGUUGAUGAAAAUAAAUUAGCGCCCGAACAAAAUCAAAGACUUUUAGAAACUGACUCAAUGAAAGGUCAGUCUAAUACUGUUCCCACUUUAGCCUCCAAGUCAGUUGAUAUUAAUCCAAGCGAAUGCUCAAGUGCUUAAAAAGUCAGUUUCGUUUUAAUGAAGCUCUUUGUUCCCUCUACUCUUUCAAGAGAUCUGAUUUCUUGUGAUUACUUUUUCUAGGGCAGGGUUUAACCUAUAAGACUUUAGAGCUUUAUUUAAAUCAAUAGAGCAGUUAAUCGUUAUUUUAAAUUUGUAGGCGCAGUAGGACCUUAUUUAUCAAGGCUUAAUUGAAAUGAGUGUCAACAAAAACGCUGAUUAAUCUGAGGUUGGGUCAAAAGUCUGCGUGGGAUUUUGAAGAGAAAACAUAUAAUUGAAUACUCAGAGUACCUUGUCUAGUGGUCCAUUAAUCAUUAUGAGGAUGUUGAAUCAAGGAAGUACAGCCCAAAAGCUGGAUGUUAAGUACUUUGGCGAAGUUUAAGAUGAUUAGCCAAAAAAAAUUUCGGAACUGUACCUAUCACCCAUGAGUUUCAAAAAUAUGAGCAAAAAUCCGGAAGAUGAACUGUGAAAAUGCAAAUCCCUUUAACACAGGUAAACUAAAGUUAUUUCCAACAAAUAGGGUAAGCAGUUCAGAACCUUCCAGCGUUUUUCCAUAAUACCUCUAAAGGCCUGAACUUGUUUGAGCCUGUUCCUGAUUGGACGUAUUAACCUUAAAACGAAGGAGUAAGUCUUAUCAUUAAUUUAACUGCACUGUUAAAGUACUUAAGCCAUAAAAGUGGAGAUGGGGGAAGUAGAUGUGCAAUGUUUUUAUUUUAUACAGGCUGUAUAAACUAUUCAAGAAAUGUGUAAUUAUUUUUAAUGGUCCCUCUCAUUGUGAAAGAACCUUUUUAGUUAGAAAUUUUAUUUUUCACUUGCUAGAGAAUUUUUCACUCUCAUUUUAACCCCGAUGAAUUAAAAAAAAAAAUUGAAUUUUAUUGGUACCAUAAUUAUUAAAAGUGCUGUGAGAGAAUGAUCAUGACAAGCUCAUAAAAAUAGCUAAUGGAGAAAUUAAGAGAUUUUGUUCAGCUGGAAGCAAAUUUUUAAGUCUAGAAGAAGAUGUAGGAAACCUUCGAGUUUCUUUGGAGGUAAAUUUUUGUUUUCUAUAGGGUUUUUCAUAUUAUGAUAGUGUAACUGC